Asparagus officinalis (garden asparagus) is the source of this 565-nucleotide messenger RNA. Its product is annotated as probable 3-beta-hydroxysteroid-Delta(8),Delta(7)-isomerase. NCBI's taxonomy places the organism in Eukaryota, Viridiplantae, Streptophyta, Magnoliopsida, Asparagales, Asparagaceae. Gene Ontology annotation, biological process: sterol biosynthetic process. The coding region runs from base 1 to 351 and encodes 116 amino acids. Gene Ontology annotation, cellular component: endoplasmic reticulum; membrane. Gene Ontology annotation, molecular function: C-8 sterol isomerase activity; cholestenol delta-isomerase activity; steroid Delta-isomerase activity. The transcript has 3 exons. The record is from RefSeq and is a predicted model, not a curated record.
AUGUACAUAGAAAAUAGAAGAAGAGAUGCAGCCGUUGUCGCUGUCGAGGGAAUCACCGCGGCGAUAGAGGGCCCUGCCUGCCUCCUUGCUGUGUACGCCAUCGCGACAAGAAAGCCGUACAGUUACACCCUUCAGCUUGCAAUCUCCCUCGGACAACUCUACGGGUGCUUGGUUUACUUCAUAACUGCCUUUUUACUGGGUGACAACUUCUCGACCAGCCCGUACUACUACUGGGCAUAUUACAUCGGCGCGAACAGCUCUUGGGUCGUUAUACCGUCUCUCAUCGCCAUGAGGAGCUGGAAGAAGAUAAGCGCAGCAGUGAAUUCGGAGAGGAAGAUGAAAAGCAGCUAGAGCCGGAUCUUAUGCCUCCGUUGUUUAUGCCUCCGUUGAUCAUGUACUCGUGUAGCGAAUUCGGGUUUAAUUUUAGCCAGUGAUGGAUGCUCAUCUUUUGGCUGGGUUGCAAAUCCUCGGUCACAGUUUCCAUUAUGGAAUGCAGCAGAGUGAAGCCUAGAUGAGGUUUGUUUUGUUGGAUGAAAAUGCAUCGUAUAUUGAAUUUUUUUUUUUU